AACGAGCUAGCCAAUCACAGAACAGUAAGGCGGGACUUGACGUAAAACUGGUGGGGUGAACAAUAACGCCGCUGUUCGUUAUGCGAACAGGUAGUCGCUUGUACUGACCUGGAUAUCGAUGUAUUUUAAUAUCAUGGAUUUUAGGACGACAAUGCAUCGUGUUUGUGCUCAUAUUCAACGGAUAGGCCUUCGUCUUGAAGGCGGUUGUACGUCAACUGUGAUGUUCCUCUCGGUCUGCUGAAUUGUAAAGCGACGAAGGGAUUGCUUAGCAGCUUAAUGGACAGUAUCGACAAGUUAGCAAUCAAAACCUGGACUAAAUAACGUUAGCCUCUUUAUGCCAUUUCGGGACUUUAUUGUCUCCGAUAGUCCCGCAUGUUUCUCUAUUUGUUGACUGGAACUGGAUGUCACUCUUGAGUGUGUCGUAACAUAACCAUUACUGAGAGACAACAGUAUUUACUUCUCUGAAGCGAGGAAGUGGAUCUGCGUCAGGCUGGCUGGACUUGAUAAAGAGAAGACCGGAGGUUGGGUAAUUUUGCCUUCAUAAUAGAGGCGCCAAAUAUAUUAGUUUGACUGCUUCAUAAUGAAGUUUGGGAUUUGAGAUAGUAACGCUUGGACAAAACGACAGCCGACUUUUUAUUAGCAACAUAAUUCCCCGUCUUAAUUAUUACCGUGGUACACUGCAGUAUCUAUAAGUCUCCAUUCGUUUUAUUUUGGAAGCUUCGAACGGAAAUCGUGCUUGGGUCUGCUGUGUUAGACACUGGUUGGAAGAGGGAUGUGGCCAGGAUGUAUUUAUGCUGCUGUUCAAGAUAUGAAAAUCAUUGAAUUAGCGCUGCUUCGGGAGCCCUGCUUCACCACCGGACACAGCGGCUGUUACGACAGUGUUACGGUCUGUGGUUAUUGUCGGUGGUCGAACACGAUCGAACCUGCUGAACUGGACUAUUUGCAUGAAGGCUUCUCAACCUCACGCCCAAACAUUGUGUGUGCGGGGCUGUAUUAUGUGCUUACGUAAUAAAAGUAUGUGAAUCGAUACAGUCACAUCGUUGACUUUUUUUAAUUUUUUCUUGGACAAAGACGUGUUUUUCCCCAUUUUGAUUUUCACAAAUGUCAACAACUCAACGUCAAGUGAUGAUGGAGUCCUCUCUAGCUCUCGGCAUACUGGAACUGACCCCCAGUUCAGCCGCUGUUGGGGUCAGUCUGACCCCGCGGCUCACUGGCGGGCCCCCCGCGAAAGAGAAGUGCGGUCAGCGGCCACUGGGGCCACAAGGCCAGGCUCACCUGAACGGCUGCGUCCCGCUGUCGCAUCAAGUGGCGGGGCACAAGUAUGGAGUGGAUAAAGUGGGUAUUUUACAGCAUCCAGAUGGAACAGUCCUGAAACAGCUUCAGCCUCCACCCAGAGGUCCACGAGAGAUGCAGUUUUACAGCAUGGUGUAUACGGAGGACUGCUGUGAUCCAUGCCUUCUGGAGCUCCAGAAGCAUCUGCCCAAGUACUACGGCACCUGGUCAUCUCCUGACAGCCACAAUGACCUGUACUUGAAGCUGGAGGAUGUGACUCGACGCUUUGUCAAGCCAUGCAUUAUGGAUGUGAAGCUUGGCCAGCGGAGCUAUGAUCCGUUUGCCUCGCAGGAGAAACGGGAACAGCAGAUCAGAAAGUACCCACUGAUGGAGGAGAUAGGCUUCCUGGUCCUUGGCAUGAGGGUGUAUAAGGUGUGCAGUGACACGUUUGACUCCUACGACCAGCACUAUGGGAGGGGACUGGUUAAGGACACCAUUAAAGAUGGCCUGGCUAAAUUCUUCCAUAAUGGUGUUAGUCUGAGGAAGGAUGCAGUGUCAGCCAGCAUCCACAGAGUUCAGCGGAUCCUCCGCUGGUUUGAGUCCCAGCACCAGCUGGCCUUCUACGCCAGUUCCCUUCUCUUCGUCUACGAGGGCCUCCCCUCUUCUUCCUCCUCAUCCCCCCGGUCUUCCCUUCUUAGCACCCAUUCGAUCAGCCCGACUGUGGGAAAAACUGCCACAUUGUCAUUGGCAGGGGACAGUGGUUGGGGUGGGGAGGGGAAAGCGAGACAGGAAGGGGCUGGUCAGGAAGAGGAAGUGGCUGAAUACAACAACAACAACAACAUUCAAGUGUCUGUGCCCUGGGACUACAGCCUGGCCACCAUUUACACCAACCAAACAAAAGGUGGCCAACACCACUGUGCCAAGGGUCAUCUCCAUGGCAACAGUGGAGACGGUGAUGCUGUGGAGACAGUGAGCUCAGUUUCUGGAGAUAACAUCUCUGAAGAAGACAACUCUGCAUGGAAAUGGACAGGUGAGUCGCAACAACCACCAAACAGAAACGGAAACAAAUCGCAACUAGAAGGGAAGGAUGAGGAUGCAGAGAGGGAGGACAGCGGCAGAAGAAGGACAGAGGAUGAGGAGCUAAAGGGACGGGGAGGUGAUGCAACACAGGGGAGUGGAGGAGAUGCGGCGGUGGAGGUCAGGAUGAUCGACUUUGCCCACGUUUUCCCGAGCGAGAGCCACGAUCAUGGCUACAUCUAUGGCCUCAAACACCUGCUGACGGUGCUGGAGCAGAUCCUCUGUGAUGCUGAUUAGAGCUCUCACUCCUCCCUACCUUCUCUUUACCUCUUGACCUGCUCAGUGAACCACUGUCUCCACCAUGUCAACCCUGAAAAGACAGAAACAUUCAGAGGAUAGAGGGAAGAAUCAAAGAAGUGAAUAUGAAAACAGAAUUAUCAUAUUCAUUGUCAUCUCACCUGUUUGUGAUGGUCCAUCAGUCGUGUGUUUGUGUGUCUGUGAGCAAAGUGCAGGUAGUAGAGGCUGACAGCUGUGUUUUCCCUGUGAUCAGCAGCACUACAUGCACUAAUCAAUCCAUGAAGGCAUUACGACCCUGUACUUAAACACAACAUUGUCAGCUGCAUGGUUUACUGAUGCUCAGACAAGCUCUACAGUGUCAACUGACUUCAUCUUUAGUCCAUUCAAAAUGCAUUCAUAGAAAACAGAGUUUGAUAAACACAAUUUGGCCACUGAAAUUAGCUGGCAGGUUUUUUUCAAAAUUGGAUAUCAGUACACCUCAAAUUAAGGGUGGGUUGGGCGAUAUGAAAAUAUAUAUUGAGAGAUGAUAGGAAUUAGUCAACCACCAGAGAUUUUUCUAUACCACUUAUACAUAGGAGCUGUCCCUUUUUAAUAUCUCUGGUUGAAUUCGGCCAGUGUGGGAAAUGCUGCAACUCAGUGAGCAGCAGUUUUAUGGCAAUAUCCAUUUUACAGUACCUUGAUUUUUCAGUUAUGCAAUUCACUCUAUUAGCCAAAAGCAAACUUUCACAUCUGUUCCUAACAAUUUCUCGAUGUCUAGGAAAUUUACUAUAUAAUAAUAUAUGUAUAUUUUGCAGUAUAAAGUUACUUGUACUGUGAUAGAAGAUUUUAUCCAUAUCACCCACCCCUACCUCGAAUUUAGUUUGACAAAACAAUCCCAACUCAAGGUCCACUCACUAGUUUCACCAAUAGCACUUUUAACAGUUUUGGAUUAGGAUUGGGCCCUCAGGAUUCCACAGGAGUUUUUUGAUGGACGGCCAAUCCUUGAAUUUUGUGAUGGUGCCGCAGGAUCAGGAUUAGGGCCAAUCCACAUGUUUUUGAAAGUUAAAUGCUGAAAAUUGAUUUUUUUAAUUUGAAUGAAUUCAAAGUGAAUCAGUGAGAGAGGGUUUUGUGUGCAUUUUGGUUUAGAUGAGGUGUACUAUUUGACUAUGCAGUCUGCCCGGGAAACUACCUAAACUUAGACACAGCACACUUAAACUUCAUUCUGCAACAGCACUCAAAACAUUUUUCUUUUAUCAACAUUCUGGGCAUCUAGCUAACACUCAUCCACAGAAUUGGGUCAUUUAGGUUUACAGUACACUGUCAAAUUACAUACAAACCUGCGCUGUGAAACAAAAGUCCCUUCGUUGGUCUCCAUUGAAACCAGCAAUUGAACAGCUAAAUUUGGGUUCAGAAUGGCCUCUUGAGGGUUAAACUGACAGAUUGUGUGAGCAUCGGGUAAUAUAAGAAGUCUGGCGAAUGUUGAAGUUUAAGUCAGGUCGUCAUUUUGUGUUUUUGUUUAAAUCACUGUCUACAGGUAUCUAACUCAGGUAAAUGUACUGUAAGAAAAAAUGCUUAAUAUUACUACUAUUAUCAUGUCAGCAAGAUGAUCCUCAUGCUGUCCGGUUGUUUAGUUCUAAUCGAUUGUUUUAUAUAGUCUUACUUAAUGUUUAUCUUAUAUCGUGAUUGACCUUAUCUCAUCUAGGUUGACCUUUGAGUCAUGUUUUUGACUGCUUAACCUUACAUGUUGUAUUACCAUGGCUGUUUUAAAUGUUGUACAUGUUGGGCUGCCAAAUCACCUCUCUGCUUUCUGAAGCCUGUGCUCUUUGCUGUGUUUAUUCUGGUUAUUUGGUGCCCCCCUCUUUCUGCCCUAUCUUUAGGAAUGGGAUUAUAUUGUUGAUGUCAUACCGUGUACUGCCAAUUUUUUUAGAAAACUUUACUUAUUUUAAAAGGUAACAUUGCUCAUGAAUGAGCUGGACUUAAGUGUCAUUGCUCUAGCAUUAACCAUGAGUUAUUCUAUGAUUUUAAGGUAUGCGCAAGAAUAGGAAAAUCAACCAUUUCCCUCCCAAAUUCUGGUGGGUGAUUGUUUGGAGGGGGGGUGGCUUAGUUUGGCUUGGCAUGGUACAGAUGGGCAAAAAUGUAAGACUACUGGUUGCUUGUAAAACAGAAGUCAGCAAGUCCUUUUUCACACUACAGCAACUGGUUAUUCAAGUUAUUUAAGGCUGAUACACAGACUGUUGCUGCGCAUAUUCUGUAUACAUUGGACAAAGCUAAUAUUUUCAUGCCAGAUAUGUCAAAGGUUUAGCGAAACUGUAUUAAGACCAAAGCUUUUCAUUGAAACCAAUGAUAUUCAUUUAGAUGUGAUAGCCUUGAUACAUUAUCUCAUUUUGCCCAAAAAACAAAUUGAGCUUAGUUUGACACAAAAGCAACAUCUCAUGGCCUUCAGAUUAUGUUUCAUCUGCAGUUGAAGGCCUCAAGAUGUUGCUGAAAGCUCUGGAAACUGGAGCUUGUAAUCAUUUUUGUCAAUAACUAUAGGCACAACUAAAUAGAAUUUGAGCUUGAAGGUUCAUCCUAGAAAAUGGAAAUAGCAGUUUAACAUUUUUAUCCUAAAUUUGAUAUGUUGUGGUCACAACCAGGAAUGACUCCUGGAUAGACUAUGAAGUAUGGAAGCCUGUCACCCAGAGAUAGACAAGCCAGGGCAGGUUCACUGUCUAGUUUGUAUUAAUUUGAUUCAUUUCAAGUCAAUUCGCCACUUCUAUAAUUUUACUUAUUUCUGGCAGGGGAGUUUAAAAAGUCCAAAUAUGUUUGGUAAUAAGCAUCACUAAAGCACAAUAGAAACUGAAAGUUAUAGACUGAAGCUUUCAUAGCAGGUUUUACAGAUAGACACCACUUAAGAUGUGAAGUAAAUUUAGAUCCUCACAGUCUGAUCUGCAGUCAGUCAUAUAUAUUAGUCUAACCCUGCUUUCCAGUGUGCUGACAGCAAAUGAAAUGUUCUGUCUUACAGCUUUCUGUCUUUACACACAAACAAAUAAGACAUACAUUUUAUUGAUUUGAUGACUCAGCUCAAGUGCUCAACUGUGUGUUUUUAAGAUCAUUUGCUGUAAAUUGUUUUCACUUUAUCAUCUUUAAAUGCUAACAAGUUAUUUUUGUGCCACUGUCUGGUCUUAAGGUUUCUUUACAGGUUUACUACUCCACACUGCUCUCUACACUAACACUGGAGCUGCUUUAAAAUGUGAGGCAAAAUCUCACUGCUCCAGUACGCUACAAACCCACUUUGAUUUUAACCAAUAAUAUGUAGAGGCCUCUUCAUUUUAUGUAGCUUGUAAUAUAUGAAUAUAAUGAACAAUAUGAAUAUCCUGAUCUUUUAUAAAUUAACUUGAUUAGAUGUAUUAUUUUAAUCUGAACCAAGAGACUGCAAACUAUUAGAAUAAAAUAUUUUCUCUUACAUUUAUUUUCAAUAAACUUGAUCAUUUGUUUGAAAUUAUCAACGUGAAAGUUUAGGAGUCUUUUAAAGGAUGUUUACAGGAGUUAGAGAAUUUAAAAAAAAAAACAUUUUUUUAUCACUUUCUUAUUAUCUGUUGAUGUCUUCAUGUCAUCUCUGUGUUUUGAAUAUUGAUUAUUGAUCAUUCCGGCAGCUCUUUGAAUCUCCUCUCUGUGUUUCUAGCCUGUUGUGUCAUUGCUAACUAACAAAAACCAUAUCUUGCAUUUGUAUACAUGGCAUUGUUGAUGGCAUUGUUUUAAUGAUUGACUGACUCAUAGUGAUGCAACUUUAACUCCCUUCAAUUGGUGUAAAAGAAAAAUUGUUAGAGACAUUUUAUUUCAAUGUAGGUGGGCAGAUUUACUAAUAGCACAUCCACUAUAUUCCUUACAUUAUACUGAAUGUUAAGAAGCACCAGCAUUUUAGUCCAUUGAAAAUUUUCCUUGUACAGGACCACAGAAGGGUUUAUUACACAUCAUUUCUUCUUUACAUUAUAGCCAACCGAAGCAGAGCAUACUGUUUCAGAUUGCUGAAUAUGUUUUUCCAGACUCCUUUCAGGCAGUUAUUGGUUUCCAUUCCACAUUAUGUCUGCCUUUUACUGUGUCCUUUUUAAAUGCGGACUGAUUUUGAAAAGUCUGAAUCACUGAAUCAGUAACAAUAAAAAUAAAAGCAUGUGAGUCUGGAGUGUGCCAUUUGAAUAUUAUAGGCUUUUACAGAAUAUGUAAUAAUUAGACUUAUAUCAACUGGUAAAAUGAUCAAUUAAAAUUACAUUUGCAUUUAAAUUAUGCAAUAUAAAAGUGAAAAAAAGCCUAAACCUUUACAAAAAAGGAUACAUUUAUUAAUUGAUUAUAAUGAAACACUGUAAAGGUCUAAAAUUAUUUCAGUGGCAUGCUCCAGGCUCAUUGUGGUGGAUAAUAAUAAUAAGUAUGUUUCAAGUCUACAGUUGAUUGUCAUACCACAGUGAAGUGGAUAGACACCAAUUGCUGCCUAGAAGGUAGAAGAAGAUAAAAUAGUUAUACAAUGUAUAUGCAAUUUGUAGUAAAUAGGUUAAAACAUGCAUGAAUAUUAAUAUGGUCAUUUAGACCUUAUUGAACUCUACCUGCGGACUGGUGGAAUUGCAGCAACACAGGACGGGACAUCACCCUUCCCAACCCAAAAAUGUGGAUGUGGCAUGUUUGGAAUGAAGAGCAGGUUUUUCUUUUCGGUGAAGAGUAACACAGGCCACCUCCUCUGCCUCAAAAUGUUCCAGUAUAAUGUCUGGAUGAACCUUUAACCAUAUUGUAAACUGAUGUGACACAAUUACAUUUUAGUCACUAGGACUAAAAUAUGAUACCAAGAGUCAUAUUGUAGAACAUUUACUGAACAUACUGCAUCAUGUCAGACUGAUUCAUGAAAAUACAACCUGAGUGUGCAGUAUCAGUCCAGCUCAGUUUUUGGUGCAUCACCUGUUUUUCUGACUUUUCCCCACUGAUGAUUAGGAUGCAAAAUGUCAAAUUGACAAUGUCAGUGAUGAGGUGAGACAGUCAAAGUGAAUCUGUGUUAGGUCUGGCUGUAUGUUGGUCUCUAUAUAUGCUUUUCUCAUUUGUUUACAUUUCAAUUGCUCACCUCAUGACCAGGAAAGAUUAGUUGGAGGCCAGGAUAUGACCAGUACCCAACAGAUUGUUGGGUACUGGGUUUUUUCUUUGGUUUUUAUUUGUCUAUCAUGCACUGCAGACUAAUGAAAUAGCUAAUGUAUGACAUAUGUCCUAUGAAUUUCUUUCUCCUGUGAACAAUAUACCUAACCAGUAGCUCUCCGUUAAAGGACCAUAAAGGUGGUGUGGCUUGUUUUAAGCCAUUAACCACACAUCAUGUGUACUGUACAUUACUGCCAGCCAUUUUCAAAGCAUACUGUACACUGUAAUGGAGACUGUUGUAUUUCCAUACAUGUAUCAUGAGAUCAGACUAGACUUUGUUUGAUUAAUGACAAAAUGAAUACAAUUGGAAAUCAAGCCAUUAGAAACUGUAUAUCCCAAUUAAGUUAGAGUAAAUUAACCAAAGUGAAAAUUCAAAGUUUUGGUAAUGUAAAACUAUAAGUUACUCUAAUUCGGAGGAAGUUAACAGAAGUGAAACCCAAAGACAUUAAGUUAAAUCGUCUUAUCUUACUGAACUUUGUUGCCUUGAAAUAUUGACUUUUCCUUUAGUUUUUCAUUUUAACAGUGUAUGUUUUUAGUUUGAUAUCCUUGAAAAUCAUGUUACAGAGAUUUGAAACCUGCUGCAGACAGGUAAAUACUUAAUCACUUUUACUUUUUGUCAGUUACAUGGAGAAACCUCCAAAUUCAAUGGACAUCAAUCUAAAACUAAAUGAGAUGCUUUGCAAAAUGUACAGCAGUAAUCAGAGUAAAUGGGGUAAAACAUGCAAAACCAGCAGUAUGCAUCCUUAAUGGGGUCCAGGAAGAAAAAAGUGAAGACUAAUGGAAGACUAGUGUCUUCUCAGCCAAUCGGAAUCCUUUGCUUUCAGUUAGGACCAACUGAAACAAUUUGACUUUCAUUUGUGUUUGAGCUUUCAGCUGCGCCAGUUGGGUUUCUAAUGCUGCAUUUAUGUUUAUGAGAAGAAUCAUCUCAACAGUUCAAACAAGCUCACACAAUGAAUAAUAUCUUUCACUACAUUUAUCAAAUGUUUACUAACCUAAGCUGCAUUCACCAGUUCAAAGCUGAGAUGAACUGCGUUCUCAAAAUAUCUAUGCUGUAUCCCUUUUGACACAAAUGCAGCAUUAGGGAAAGAAAAAGAUUUCACGCACACAUUUUGCUAAAAAGCAUUCUCCAAGUGCACACUUAAGUGUCUUCAUGUGAUGCCAAAUGGAAACUUUCAGGUGAGAAUGCACAGUGGGCAGUGGGCAGUGUGAAUGCUUGUGACAUGGUGGUGUGCUGCCAUAAUGAAAACAAAACCUGUUGAAGGAUUCAAAGUGUUCCAGGUCCAGUUCAGCUUCUCUGCCAGUGUUGGAUUUCUGUGAAUCAUCUGCUGAGAGAUUUCCAACUGAAGUCCAACACAUGGAGUUUAGUGAGGAACUGAACCUGGUUUCCCCUAUAAUUGAAACUGAGCUCUUAAACUCCUCAUUGUGGAUUAUGACGAGUGUUUGAAUUUUGAUAUACUGGAUUUAACAUGUCUUAUAAAUGAGCCUGAAGCAGAACAGAAAAUAUCAGUGUACAUAAGAAGAGGAACUCAAAACAGUUGAAGUCCCUCUACACCUACAAACCUGAUAACUCAUUAUUUUUUCAACAAUAAAAAUAUUAAUCAAA
Molecule: messenger RNA, 9316 nt
Organism: Siniperca chuatsi (mandarin fish)
Lineage: Eukaryota; Metazoa; Chordata; Actinopteri; Centrarchiformes; Sinipercidae
Gene: ipmkb
Product: inositol polyphosphate multikinase b
Exons: 6
Coding region: 1102-2586 (494 amino acids)
Biological process (GO): inositol phosphate biosynthetic process
Cellular component (GO): nucleus; cytoplasm
Molecular function (GO): inositol-1,4,5-trisphosphate 3-kinase activity; inositol tetrakisphosphate kinase activity
Source: RefSeq, a predicted model, not a curated record